UUUCCCGCGAAAUAUGCGUUUGUUUACCUCCUGUGAUCCUGGGUGGAAGAUGUUUUGCAGAUCCAAGAAUCAUGUUGUUAAGGAACUUUUUUCGGAAAAUAUAAAUGGUCGCUAUCCUGGACAAGCUAAACAGGCUUGCAAGAGUUUGUUUGCAUGGAGCUUCAAAUGUUACCAGGAGGAUAAGUGUGGUGCUAUUGCAUGUGAUUCUGAUGAAAACCAGGAACCUCAGGCACUGACAGAGCCACCAAUAUAUGCCUGCAAAUUUGGGGAAGGACCUAACUGUGGCCACAUCCUGGUGAUUGCCAAUGAAGAUGGACAGAUUGGAUUGAGGGACACUCGCAGGAUUGGUGAUGUGGCUCCUGUCGAAGGUCAUCAGAUCCACCUGAAUGCCAUACUGGACGUGUGCUGGGUCCCAGGCUCAGCAGAGUUGGUUUCUGUCUCUGGUGACCUGCGUGCAAUACUGCUAACAGUGGAAGAGGAUGGCAGCCUCACUACUUCACACACCUUCCUUGGCCACACCCGCUCCAUCAAGACUGUCAGUGUGAAUCGCAGGGAUCCAUGCAUGAUAGCGACAGGAGCACGUGAUGGCAACAUCAUUAUAUGGGACAGGCGGUGCCGGCCACACCACCGAGCAGAUGAGAUAGCUCCAGCACAUCAUAAUUUGAUUCCCAAGAAUGGUGUAUCCCCAAGCCUUCGCAAGUCAGCUUCUUUCAUGUCUGUCACCAGCAAUAGUGUGACCUCUGUCCUCUUCCAGCAGCAGCACAUCCUCAUCUCCUCUGGCUCCUCAGAUGGCCUGAUCAAGCUUUGGGAUCUUCGCAAGACACACGGGGGCAGCCGACGGGAGCCACAGUGCCAUAGCCUCCUGGAACACACUGGCAGCUCCUCCCAUCGUGGCUUCACUUCACUGUCCCUCUCACCUCAGGAGGACAUUAUUUAUGCCUCCUGCAUGGACAACACCAUUUAUGCCUACCACCUGGCCAAGCCCACUCCUAAACCAGUUGCUGAAUAUGUUGGUCACCAGAGUCUGACGUACUUUGUCAAGUCCUGCAUCAGCCCAUGUGGCUCAUACCUCCUGAGUGGCUCCAGUGACAACUGUGCUUACAUUUGGCUGACUGAUCAGCCAGGAGAGCCAAUAGCAAAACUUAGCGGACAUUGUGCUGAGGUCACUGCCGUGGAUUGGUGUCCAGUUGAUGAUGACAAGCUGGUGACCUGUGCUGAUGACAUGAAGCUUCGUAUUUUUCGAAGAAAGAACACAGAUUUAGAUGAUUUUGAUGAAAAAUUAAAAAUUCAUGGAUUAUCAGAAAGAUAUGUGGGAAAAUAUGAGAAAGAAGGAGUAGUAGGUAGAGAGGAAUCUCCAAAAACAAGAGAGAGAAAAAGUUCAGGUUCCUUAGGCACAUUGCCUCCUCACCCUGUUACUCCAAGCACAUCAGGGUUCAGACACUCCUAUAAUUUUACUCCUUCAGAAGCCCCAGGCAGUUCCACAAGUCCACAGACUUGUCCCCAAACUCCCCAGCAGUUUACACCCCAGCAGUGGCAGGGAAUGCGAGGCAGGGCCACCCCAUGCACACCUAAGACAAGUGAAAGAAACAUGUUGCUCCAAUGGCUUGUUGGUGCCAGAACUCCAAGAUCCAUAGAAUCACCCAGCACUGGAGACAGCGACUCCAAAAAGAACACCCAUAAACGUAAACUGACGGAUCUCAUGGGUGAGGAUCAGGAAAAUAUAUCAGACAAGGAGAAACCAAAAUCUCCUAACAAAAAGAAUAAUAUAUUGUGUCCAUUACCUAUCAUGAAUAAUCAGACCUCUCCAUCUCGGGGUGCAGCAAAGAUGCUCAAGUAUGGAGAUGAUUCUGAGGCUGCCUUCUCUAAUAAGAGUCAGAAUGAAAUUUCUGCUGAUAUGGCUGACAGUGUUAAGCCCCUUGAUGCUUCUGACAAGCUGAUGAGUGGCUUCCGGAAAACUGUGACUAACGUUUCAUUCAGUGUCACUGACAACAGUGCUGUUGCUGGAAAGAGUUCUGAACAGACAACUCAGACAGAGAAGAAGACUGAUCAGAAUUGCAGUAGUAAACAGUUUGGUAAAUUUUCAUCACCAACUGCAAAUUUGCCAAACUUUAUAAUUGAUGGUACAUCACCACACAGUCGCCCAGAGGUAAGGAUUGAGAAAAGGAGGAGCACAAAUUGGUUGACUUCUAUCAGCCACCAAAGAAAAUUGAAAUUCUCUGGGACCCCUGCCAAGGUGGCAAAGAAUGGUGCUGCUUCUAAGUCAUUUAGCUCACAUAAAAAAUCUGUAAAAAAAACACUUAAAAUUAAGUCAAAGUAGUUUUACUCAAUGCAUACUGUACUUACCAAAGGUUUUCAUAUUAGUAAUUAUCCCAUAUAGAGUAGUGUUGUGUACUUCAGUAAUACAAGCAGUCCUCUUGCUGGUCAGCUACGGAAAUGCAGCCCCUCCAUUUCCAGUCUCACAAAAGUUCACGAGAUACUAUUUUAUUCACUAAUCUGGUCUGUUAAUUUUUUUCUGUUGCAGAUGUGAAUGUCAAACUUGACAAAUUUAUAUUCCAUCUUAAAUCUAAAAUUACAGUAUCAGAAGUCCUUUUGAAUAACUGAUCUUUCAAGUUAGUGACUGAUUGUUGAUGUAUCACCUCCAUCUAUUUUGUUAUGUAUGGCUCAAAAUAGUGUCUUUAUUUUGUGAAAUGUUGGAAUGAAGCAUUAACAUUCAGAAUUUGGGAUGUAUUCUCCUUGACAGUCAGAGAAAUAUUUUUAAAGACUUCUCACAAGUGUAGAGGAAAUUGUCAGUAUUUCUCAGUGCACAGGCAGAACUUGAUGGUGACAUAUUUUGCAUGUGACUGUGAAUUUGAACAUUUUAGUAUAUAAUGCAUACUUAUGCUUUCAUUCACUAUUUAUUUCUUAGUUAUAUGGUGUGUGUGUGUGUGUGUGUGUGUGUGUGUGUGUGUGUGUGUGUGUGUGUGUGUGUGUGUGUGUGUGUGUGUGUGUGUGUGUGUGUGUGUUUACUUCAGUGAUUUCUAUCCUUCCAGACAUUUAUAUGGUCAUAGCUUUGAUGGCAUUAAGAUAAGUAAUGGUUCACAUAUGAACAACAGACCUGUAGUAGUACAAGGAUAACUUGAUUUCCAGUAUUUUCUACCUAGCUAGAUUUCUUUUAAUAUCUAAAAUAAAAGUCUAUAUUACUUGGAGAAAA
Messenger RNA from Scylla paramamosain (green mud crab), 3190 nucleotides. It is a transcript of the gene l(2)dtl, whose product is annotated as protein lethal(2)denticleless-like. The coding region runs from base 14 to 2317 and encodes 767 amino acids. Lineage: Eukaryota; Metazoa; Arthropoda; Malacostraca; Decapoda; Portunidae. Gene Ontology annotation, cellular component: nucleus. Gene Ontology annotation, biological process: mitotic G2 DNA damage checkpoint signaling; proteasome-mediated ubiquitin-dependent protein catabolic process. The transcript is spliced from 8 exons. The record is from RefSeq and is a predicted model, not a curated record. Gene Ontology annotation, molecular function: protein-macromolecule adaptor activity; protein binding.